UCGUCUAUUUCCUCCACGUUUUGACUGUUGCCCUUCAUGCUUGUCAACUGGAACAAUGGUUCCUGUUCCUACUGAAAAUCAAUGUAUAGUUGUCACUAUUAAAGGUAGAUUUGAUUUGGAUAAAGCAGAAUUUCAUUGUUUUGCUUGUCAGCAUGUCUUUUCCCCAUGGAAACUGGAAAGUGUAAUAAAACUUGGGUUUUGGCAAGGAACUCCCAGUAAUAUUAUUCACAUAUAUGACAUGGAGUUGCUAUUGCAAUGGGACUUGAUGCAGAAACGAAUGCCAGGGGUAUCAGAAAGGUCGUUUUUAAAAUCAGCGGAGGAUUAUUCACAUGAGAAGGGAAGAGUUGGGCAGAUAAAUCCAUCAACAUUUGGGAGUUCGUUUAGAGAGUGGAAGUAUUGCAGGUAUGAGUUGGAUCAGUAUAUGGGAAAAAACUUCUUGGAGUGUCCUUCAUGUAACCCAAGUCAACAUUCUGCUCAUGUUGAUGGUAAUAUGAAGCUUUAUCGUUUCAAGUCAGCUGGAAUAUCUAACAAACAACCAUCUUAUCAUCAAAUCCGCACAAAUCAACCAACCAUGCACCUACGACAGCUGUAA
Dendronephthya gigantea is the source of this 592-nucleotide messenger RNA. RefSeq lists its product as uncharacterized. The coding region runs from base 56 to 592 and encodes 178 amino acids. The record is from RefSeq and is a predicted model, not a curated record. The transcript has 4 exons. Lineage: Eukaryota; Metazoa; Cnidaria; Anthozoa; Malacalcyonacea; Nephtheidae.